Messenger RNA from Phytophthora sojae, 1428 nucleotides. RefSeq lists its product as hypothetical. Gene Ontology annotation, biological process: protein phosphorylation. Bases 1 to 1428 code for a protein of 475 amino acids. Gene Ontology annotation, molecular function: protein kinase activity; ATP binding. The transcript has a single exon. NCBI's taxonomy places the organism in Eukaryota, Oomycota, Peronosporomycetes, Peronosporales, Peronosporaceae. The record is from RefSeq and is a predicted model, not a curated record.
AUGCCGUCGCGCCCCGACCGCUCGGACUGGAAGCGCGUGGACGUGGUGGUGCCCGCGGGUCCGCUGGGCCUCAUCGUGAGCAAGAGCCCCGUGGGCGAGGGCCACGUGAUCGUGGACGGCUUCCGCCCCGUGGGGGGCUCGGGCGAGCCCGGCGCGCUGGAGCUGCAGGGCGAGAUCGGGCCCAACUCGCUGCUGCUGGGCGUGAACGAGCACGACUUCACGGACGCGGCCGCCGCCUGGAGCUUCGAGAGGAUCCGCGAGAUCCUCGUGAGCACCAGCGGCGCCGAGCGCGUCGUGCGCUUCCUCGUGCCGCCGCCGCCGCCCGCCGUGCAGUUCGAGGAGCUGGCGGCGCACGACGCGGCGCGCCGCUUCGCGGACGAGUACGCGCUGGGCAAGGAGCUGGGAGCGGGCACCUUCUCGGUCGUGCGCGAGGCCACGCACAAGGCCACGGGCGCGCGCUUCGCCAUCAAGUGCAUCAAGCGCGCGCAGCUGUCGGCCGACGACCUGCGCGCGCUCGUGGCCGAGGUCAAGAUCCUGCGCGAGAUGCAGCACCCGCACAUCGUCAAGCUCUACGACGUGUUCCAAGAAGAAAAAUACUUCUUCCUCGUCACCGAGUACAUGCCCGGCGGGGAGCUCUUCGAGCGCAUCGUCAAGAAGAACUUCUACUCGGAGAGGGAGGCCAGGGACCUCGUCAAGGUGCUGCUGGAGACCAUCGCCUUCUGCCACGACGCCGACGUCGUGCACCGCGACCUCAAGCCGGAGAACCUGCUGCUGAGCAGCCAGGAGGACGACGCAGACAUCAAGCUCGCCGACUUCGGCUUCGCCAAGAAGUCGGCCAUCCAGAACGGAGACGCCGGACUGUCCACCGCCUGCGGCACGCCCGGGUACGUGGCGCCCGAGAUCUUGAUGGCCAGGCCCUACGGCAAGGAGGUGGACAUCUGGAGCAUCGGCGUCAUCACGUACAUCCUGCUGUGUGGCUACCCGCCCUUCCACCACGACAACCAGGGCGUGCUCUUCAGGCUCAUCAAGGCCGGACGCUACGAGUUCGACUCGCCCUACUGGGACGACGUGUCGGCCGAGGCCAAGGAUCUCAUCAGCAAGAUGCUCGUGCUCAAGCCCGCGGAGCGCUGGACCGCGCGCCAGCUGCUGGAGCACCCGUGGAUCGCCGGCGACGCGGCCAAGGACGUGCAGCUGUCCACGGCGCUGCAGGAGCUGCGCAAGUUCAACGCGCGCAGGAAGUUCCGCGCGGCUGUCAGCACGGUCAAGGCCACCAUCUCGCUCACGAAGGCGCUGACGCUCGGCAGCAGCCCGCGCAGCAGCAAGGACAGCGACGAUGGCGAGAAGGACGCGAGUGCGAGUGCAGCUCCUGCUGUCAGCUCCAACUCGUCGGCUGAAGUGCCGCCCCCGGCGCCCACAGCUUCGCAGUAG